CGACUAGACUUUGAGCAAAUCUAUUUAGACCGCUUCACAUCGACGGGAAGUCACCAUCGGUACUCAACGUAACAUUUUAUUUCAUUUCUACGACUAAGAAUUAUUAUUUGUCAAUAUGGCGAUGAUGAUGGCGCCCCCACCCAAGAGCCCCUUGGCUCGUUACCGUAUCCUCUCUCCCUCAGCCUCUGUCCGACUUAGUCCCUUAUGCCUUGGUGCUAUGAACUUCGGUGACGCCUGGAAGGAAUUUAUGGGUGCUUGCGAUCAGAAGAGUACGGAAGAUAUUCUGGACUUCUUCUAUGAGCAGGGUGGUAACUUCAUCGACACUGCCAACAAUUACCAAGCCCAGCAGUCGGAACAAUGGAUCGGCGAAUGGAUGAAGAAGCGCGGCAAUCGUGACCAGAUGGUCAUUGCUACCAAGUACAGCACCAGCUUCCGCCCCUACUAUGACGAGAUCACGAUCAACAACCAGGGAAAUGGCACUAAAAGCUUGCACGUAUCUAUUAAUUCUAGCUUGAGAAACCUACAGACAGACUACAUUGACCUGCUUUAUGUUCACUGGUGGGAUGGUGUCACCUCCAUUCCCGAGGUCAUGCAGGCCCUCAACCAGCUUGUGCUGGCCGGCAAGGUCUUGUACCUUGGGGUAAGCGACACUCCUGCCUGGGUUGUGAGCAAGGCCAACGAGUACGCUCGCAACCACGGCUUGCGUCAGUUUAGCGUGUACCAGGGUCGCUGGUCAGCCGCCCAGCGCGACUUUGAGCGCGAGAUCAUUCCCAUGGCGAAAGCCGAGGGUAUGGCUCUGGCUCCAUGGGGUGCGCUCGGUGGAGGAAAAUUCAAGACGGAUGAGCAGCGUCAAAACAGAACAAGCGGACGUUCCGCCGACGUCAGUGAGGAGGACAUAAAGAUCAGCAGAGCAUUAGAGGCCGUUGCCUUACGCAAGAACACCAUCAUUACGAGUGUGGCUCAAGCGUACGUCACCCACAAAGCGCCGUACGUGUUCCCCAUCAUCGGUGGACGAACCAAGGAGCAACUCAAGGCCAAUAUUGAGGCUCUUACCCUGAGCCUUGACGAAGAUGAUAUCAAAGAGAUCGAGAGCGCUCUCCCCUUCGACCCCGGCUUCCCUAGCUCCUUCCUGUUUGGUCCCUCCAUGCCCGAUCACCCAGGCAAGGUAUGGUUGUUGAACAUGGGAGGUACCACCGAUUACGUCGCUGAGCAGAAACCAAUCGCACCGAGGAAGACGGGAGAGUAGAGUACUCGCGGCUCCUUCGCUGAGACAUGGAAGUGGCUCACUCGAAGAUACUAUUGAGAUGAUAUCACCAAGCUCGGAAUAGAAGGCGGUGGAGGUAGCUGGCUGCCUAUGGAAGUGUCAAGGGAAAUUGAUGUUUAUGUUUCAAAUAAAGCUCGAAGAUGCUGCAUUGCGGACGAUUUGAUGAUGAAUUAAGCAUGUGGUAGUGAGUAUCUAUAUACUUCACCAAAAAUAACAAUAAAUAAAAAUGAAGGAAUAUCUAU
Annulohypoxylon truncatum is the source of this 1506-nucleotide messenger RNA. Its product is annotated as norsolorinic acid reductase. The transcript is spliced from 4 exons. The record is from RefSeq and is a predicted model, not a curated record. NCBI's taxonomy places the organism in Eukaryota, Fungi, Ascomycota, Sordariomycetes, Xylariales, Hypoxylaceae. The coding region runs from base 116 to 1246 and encodes 376 amino acids.